Messenger RNA from Nylanderia fulva, 1972 nucleotides. NCBI's taxonomy places the organism in Eukaryota, Metazoa, Arthropoda, Insecta, Hymenoptera, Formicidae. The record is from RefSeq and is a predicted model, not a curated record.
GCGAAAAAGAUCGUAGGAAAUUUCGGUCGACUGGAGACACGACCGUCUCUUUCUACAGGACGUCCUUCGGGUCACCUCUCCUAUCGCGCCUCGUCGACGAGUACCUCCACCACAGGGACUUUUCGGACCCCCACCUUCCCGCGGCCGCUAUCUCUCCGCGUCCUCUCUCUCUCCAUCGUCACUUAGCGAGUGUACCGCGGUAUCGGUGACUGCUUGGUGUACCCUAGCUCACCUUGCCUGGGUUUCGGCCGAUCGGUACGGCGACGGUAGCCGCACGAUUCGGCACGGCGUUCUCCGUCGAUCGGUCGGACUAUCGAUCAAACGUCAUCGCGACUACGUGUGACUAGUGGUGAUCUGUGUCCUGCUUGUUUGCAUCAUCGAGACCGUAGAUCUAUGGAUCUUGCCCCAGACGCGUCGAUCGCGAGUAUGCAGUGUCAUGUCCGUGUCGUCCGAGAGUCUGCUUUUCGUUGGUACCGAGUUUAACGUUACCCGACAGUUAUUUCGGAUCAUUCGGAGCUAUAUGCACGGAUAUAUCAUUUAUACGAUGAUGUAUCGUGGUGAGUACCGUAGUGUGCAGUGAAUAUGCGGUAAACAAUUUGUAUUUGGUUCGCCAAUCGACGUGUACGAUUUACGCUCGAGCUAUAAGUAAGUAAUGAGUGUUUCGAUUUAGAGAGAGAGCGAUGCUGAAGAGGGAGACGCAUGAAGCAGAAAAGUGAUUAGUUUUGUGUCAGUUAAGAUAGAGGAUGAGUAGAAUUUUGUAUCGUAUAUGCACUAAUAAUAAUCAUAUACGAAAGAAAAGAUAGGUCGCUAUAAUCAGAUUCAUGCCGCUUUUAUCCUUUUCGAAGGCAAAUUUCGUCUAAAUAAAUUUCUGCAGUCGCUACAAUGAAACGAUGUUUUAAUAUACACGCACAGUACGUGGUUAGAAAAUAGACGAGGAUUCAAGAGUGAAACUUUUAUCGAGUGAGUUUCGGUGAGUUCUUAGUGUGUUCUUCAAGAUACGAAAAAAAAAGAGAUUCUACCGAAAAAAAUAUCGAAAAGAUAGAUCGGUCAGUUUUUUCCGAUUUCUCUGCAAUUGGCGAUAAAUUAUUUCCUGGUUACUAGACGUUCAUCACCUCGGAAGAUCGAAAACUGCAGAUAUAAGUUAGCGCGUUCCAUGCGCAAUAAACCACAAGCGCUGGUACACCUUGAAGAAGAUUUGCGCCAAACGCAGUUGCCCAACUCCAGCAAUCUGCAGCUCGGCAAUCAUCUUCAGAAUUUAGUACACGUAAGCAAAGAGCUCUCGACCGUGAAGACGAGGCCGACGACACCCGUCCUGGCGAACGACGGAGGGGGCGGCUUCUGGCUGGCCACAGUGGCCGCGGGGGCGAGUACCCCAGCCGGGCUGCCCCCGCACGGGACCCAUCAUCCAGCCAUGGACCCGACAUGCGGAUCCGCCGAAACCGGCUUUAUCAACAGCCAGCCCUCCAUGGCCGAAUUCAUGACGGCGUUGCCGCAAUUAGCCGGGGACAGCAGCCUACAACACUCACCGGGGACCGGUGGAUCCAUCAGUCCUGGCGCUCAUCAUCCCGCAUACCACACCAUGAUGGAUCCCCACGGUGUCGCUGACCCCUCGGGUGUCAAUGUUCCUGAAUAUCCUUGGAUGAAGGAGAAGAAAACCACUAGGAAAAGUAAUCAGCAGGGUAAGAAGGCGCGACACCGAUGCUUCCAUGCUUCGUCGGUAAUUCUUGCUGGAUACCUUUUCUACAAAAAAGCCACGAAUCUACGAGUGUUUUUCCCGACGCCUUGUUCCAGGCGUCUCAUCAGUCACGUCGCUGGGUGCCAAAGCGGAGGCGUCAGCCCAGCAGACUCCUCCAAGACGCCGAUGUGUCAAUUAAUCCCUGCAUCCCUCGGGGAUAGGACUAGAAAAGCCUACGGCAGAAAAGACACAAAUAUCGGUAAGCGGAGCGAAGCUCUCCGAAGGGGGAUGGCGUAA